GCAUUUCCCUCGCACGAAUGUAGUCUUAAUGAGGCUGAGUGCACGGUAUUUAACACGGGUAGAUUAUUUAAACCUAUUUGCUGAGAGAGUUUUAGCACAAUGCAUGAUAACGACCCAGAAAUGAUCGAGAGAGAGAAACAUCGAAAUCUCUCAAAGAUGCAGCACAGGACAUCCACUCCAAUCGACAAUGCGCCUGGAUGGAACGAGGCUCUUGCGACUGCUUCUGAGGCUUCUGUGAAGGCCGAUCAUUCUGAUUACAGCCCUGCGGAGCUCCAGAAGCGUACUGUUGAGUACUUGACAUCACGUCACUCACCGGAAGAACGAGUGGAGCCAACUUUUGCUUUGUAUACCCGGGACGAAGUUGAAGGACCCUUGUCGAGCGCUCAGGGGUUCGAGGAUCAAGACGACCAUGCAGAGGAGGUUGUGAAGCGAACUGUUCAGAAAGAAACUACCCAAGUCUUCAAGAAGGUCGAUCCUAGUAGCACGAAACCCGUUAGUGCCUCCGCGAUCAUAUCAUAAAGAUGGCUGAUGACCGAUGCUUGGCUGUUAGGGGAAAGCAAACGAAGGAAAUUUGAGCGGGUAAGAUGAACGACCGGGUAUUUUGCGGAUUUUACUGUAAAAGAAGAAAAAUGUGUAGCUUUAUCAAACAAGCCCCCAAGUACCGUCUCUGGUUGUAACAAUAUCACUGUUGUAUUUUGACGCAUUA
This is a messenger RNA of Desarmillaria tabescens, 706 nucleotides long. RefSeq lists its product as uncharacterized. Lineage: Eukaryota; Fungi; Basidiomycota; Agaricomycetes; Agaricales; Physalacriaceae. The coding region runs from base 100 to 519 and encodes 139 amino acids. The record is from RefSeq and is a predicted model, not a curated record. The transcript is spliced from 4 exons.